Emiliania huxleyi CCMP1516 is the source of this 918-nucleotide messenger RNA. RefSeq lists its product as hypothetical. Lineage: Eukaryota; Haptophyta; Isochrysidales; Noelaerhabdaceae. Bases 1 to 918 code for a protein of 305 amino acids. The record is from RefSeq and is a predicted model, not a curated record. The transcript has 2 exons.
AUGCUCCUUGGCGUGCGAGUCCUCGCCGUGCAGGCGGGCGCGCUCCACAGCCUCGCACUGAGCGACCACGGGGCCGUCUUUUCCUGGGGCCUCGGAGCGCAGGGGCAGCUCGGACAUGACGAAGCGGGGGAGCCCGAGCCGUCGAAGCGCCGGCGCAAAGCGCCCACCGGCGCCGUCUCGCGUUUGCCGUCACCGCCGUCCGAGCGGCCGCGAAAGCUCACCGCCACGCCAACAGCGAUUCAAAAUCUUCCGGAGCGAGGCCGUGUCACCGCGAUCGCCGCCGGUGGAUUCCACAGCCUCGCGAUGACCGACCGGGGUGCCGUCUACUCGUUUGGACACGGUAUGCACGGCCAGCUGGGCCACGGAGACACGUCGGAUCAGCCGACACCGCGGCUAAUCGACGGGCUGCCAGAGCGCGGCAGGGUGGUCGCAGUCGCGGCGGGGGCCCACCAUAGCCUCGCGGUCAGCGAUCGCGGCGCGAUCUACAGCUUUGGCUAUGGCGGGCACGGCCAACUGGGGCAUGGCGACAGGGCCGACCAGCUUCUGCCACAGCCGGUGGCGGCGCUCGAGGCGGUGCGCAUCAAAGCGGCCGCGGGAGGAGCCGACCACUCGUUGGCGCUAGACAAUUUUGGCGUGCUGUACAGCUUUGGCCUGGACGAACCGCCUCCGCCGCGCCGCGCGCAGCCUACGCCACGGAUCGUUGAGGAGGUGCGAGGCGUGCGAGUGGCGGACGCGUGCGAUUCCUUUGCCGCAGGGAGUUUUGCCCGCCUCGCGGUCGCCUCUGGCGGCGCCACCUUCAGCUGGGGGACAAUCAAAGCCCCCGACGACCACGAUUCUUACCCCGCCCCGGUGCCGCCUCGGGCCACUCGCUCGCGCUCGAUAGGGAGCCGCUCCAGCCCUGCUGUCCUGCAGCGCUAG